Messenger RNA from Drosophila subobscura, 3281 nucleotides. It is a transcript of the gene hb, whose product is annotated as protein hunchback. Lineage: Eukaryota; Metazoa; Arthropoda; Insecta; Diptera; Drosophilidae. The transcript has 2 exons. The record is from RefSeq and is a predicted model, not a curated record. Bases 591 to 2969 code for a protein of 792 amino acids.
GCAUGGGUCCGUGUCAGUCGUGCUCCGAGACUCUAACAAACCAAAAGUACCAAAAAAACAUAGAACAGCAAAAGAGCAAAGAACGGACGAGUGUUGGGCGCUAAAACGAAAUUAAAAACGAAAUUUUGCCAUCAAAAACAAACCAAAGAAUAACUCCCAGUGACUGUGCUUAAAAGAAAAGCUUAUCCUUAAAAAAACACAAAAAACCAGCAAACAAUUUUUUAUUUUUCAAACGACUUUUUUUCCGCACAUGCGCGAAUUUCGCGCAAAAAAAGGAAGCUUAAAAAGCAAAAGCCAAAAAAUAGACAAAAAGAGAAGUGAAAAGGAGCGCCGGCCCCUCUGCUCCUCUCUCGCACACGCAUCGCUAUCGCAGCAGCCGCAGCAGCAGCUUUUGUGCGUGUGGGUGUCGCUUUAACGGUGCCGCGGUCAAGUGAAGGAAAGGAAACACACAAAAGAGCGAAAUAGAGAGUGAGAGCGCGACUGGAAACUCGAGAGUAGGUGCUGCUCGCACGGUUCCCGUUUUUGGAUCCAACUUUUGGAGAAAUUCCGUAUUCGAAAAGCCUUUGAAGCCUUUGAGCCCUGCCGCCAAGAUGCAGAACUGGGAGACCACUCCGGCCGCCAGCUACGAGCAGCAUAAUCCAUGGUACAGCAGCAUGUUUGCGGCAAACAUUAAGCAGGAGCCGGGAUUGACCAGCGGCAACAGUGUGGCAAGUGGCAGCCCCAGCCCGAGGCAGUCGCCACUGCCAUCGCCGGGGAAUCACUUGGAGCAGUACCUCAAGCAGCAGCAGCAACAGCAUCAGCAACAGUUGCAACAACAGCCCAUGGAUACCCUGUGCGGGGCAGCAAUGACACCAUCUCCGAGCCAGAAUGAUCAGAAUAGUCUGCAACACUUUGAUGUGACGUUGCAGCAACAGUUGUUGCAACAGCAGCAAUACCAGCAGCACUUUCAGGCAGCUCAGCAACAGCAGCAGCAGGCACACCACCACCAUCAUCACUUGGGAUUAGGCGGAUUCAAUCCGUUGACACCGCCAGGAUUGCCCAAUCCCAUGCAGCAUUUCUAUGCCGGAAAUCUGGGACGUCCCAGUCCACAGCCAACGCCAACAGCAACACAGGUGGUGGCACCCACCCAAGUGGGUGAGAAACUGCAGGCAUUGACCCCUCCCAUGGAUGUGACGCCACCAAAGUCCCCAGCGAAAUCCAUUGAGAAGGAGCUGCUACACCACGAAAAGGAGCACGAUCAGAUGUCCAACUCGAGCGAGGAUAUGAAGUAUAUGGCAGAGUCCGAGGAUGAUGAUCAGAACAUUCGAAUGCCCAUCUACAAUUCGCAUGGAAAGAUGAAGAACUACAAGUGCAAGACAUGCGGUGUGGUGGCCAUCACAAAGGUGGACUUUUGGGCGCACACCCGGACCCACAUGAAACCCGACAAGAUCCUUCAGUGCCCCAAGUGUCCCUUUGUGACGGAAUUCAAGCAUCAUCUGGAGUAUCACAUCCGGAAGCACAAGAACCAGAAGCCCUUCCAGUGCGACAAGUGCUCCUACACGUGCGUCAACAAAUCCAUGCUCAACUCCCACCGCAAGUCGCAUUCAUCCGUGUACCAGUAUCGUUGUGCGGACUGUGAUUAUGCCACCAAAUACUGCCACAGCUUCAAGCUGCAUCUGAGGAAGUAUGGCCACAAGCCUGGCAUGGUGUUGGAUGAGGAUGGCACACCCAAUCCUUCGCUGGUGAUCGAUGUCUAUGGCACGAGACGUGGUCCCAAGAGCAAGAAUGGUGGCACUGACAGAAGCAGCAGCAGUGGCACCAGCCACAGCAGCAGCAGUCGAAAGAGCAAUGUGGCAGCUGUGGCGCCACAGCAGCAACAGCAGCAGCCACCAGUAGCAGCAGUCACCUCGCAGUUGAGUGCCGCUCUCCAAGGAUUCACCACUUCAGUGGCAGCUCCCUCGCCUGUAAUGCCCGCCUCUCCUGCCAAGAGUGUGGCAAGCAGCAGCAGCAAAGUGGACCAGCAGCAACACCAACAACAGCAGCAACAGCAGCAGCAGCAGCAACAGCAACAGCAACAGCAGCAGCAGCAGCAGCAGUCGCCUGCAAAUCUUCUGCCACCGCUGGCCAGUCUCCUGCAGCAGAAUCGCAACAUGGCCUUCUUCCCGUACUGGAAUCUCAAUCUUCAGAUGUUGGCCGCACAGCAGCAGGCCGCAGUUUUGGCACAACUUUCCCCACGAAUGCGAGAGCAACUCCAACAGCAGCAGCAGCAACAGCACCACUCGCAGUCGCAGCACAGCGACAAUGAGGAUGAGGAGCAGGAUGAUGAGUACGAGCGCAAGUCGGUGGAUUCUGCCAUGGAUCUGUCCCAGGGAACACCAGUGAAAGAUGAUGAGCAGCAACAGCAGCAACAGCAGCAGAAACCCCUGGCGAUGGUGAUGAAUCUGAAGCACGAGGAGGAAGCCACUCCUCUGAUGAGCAGCUCGAAUGCCUCACGUCGCAAGGGUCGUGUACUGAAGCUGGACACGCUCCUGCAACUGAAAUCUGCGGCUUUGAGCUCUCCUGAGCACGUCAAGGUAAUGCCCACUGCAUCAUCGCCCAUAGCAGGACGCAAACAGCUGCCCGAAGAGCAUUGUUCGGGCGCCAGCUCUGCGGAUGAGUCGAUGGAGACUGCGCAUGUACCUCAGGCCAAUACGAGUGCCAGUUCGACGGCCUCCAGCUCGGGGAAUAGCUCCAAUGCCAGUGCCAGUAGCAAUGGAAACAGCAGUUCCAACAGUGCAGCAGCGGCACCCGUUGUGGCAUCCACACCCGCAGCAGCAGGGGCCAUCUACGAGUGCAAGUACUGUGAUAUCUUCUUCAAGGAUGCGGUGCUCUACACCAUCCACAUGGGCUAUCACAGCUGCGACGAUGUGUUCAAGUGCAACAUGUGUGGCGAGAAGUGCGACGGACCCGUCGGCCUCUUCGUUCACAUGGCCCGCAAUGCGCACUCCUAAGAAAACACCAACCCAAAACCCUUGUUAUUAUUAUUUAUAUAUAUAAUUAUCCAUCAUCGUUGUCCUGAAUUGUACAUAUUCGUAGUAUUAAGUUUUCAAUUAAUUUUGUUGUCGAGAAUUGUAAAUAAUGCAUACCCUCAAAAAUCGUAGAAUUAGGUUUAGAAUCUAUCUGUAGAACCUAUCCGUAACUCUCUCUAACUAUCUAGAAUCUAUCUAUCUAUCUGCCUUUCGCUGAUUUCCAUUUUUCAUAUACGACUACAAACCCUGAAAAAGGUUUAAAAAAUUAUCAUCCCAAAAAAAUCGAAACAAAAA